This is a messenger RNA of Phragmites australis (common reed), 1487 nucleotides long. RefSeq names its product transcription factor TB1-like. Gene Ontology annotation, biological process: regulation of secondary shoot formation. NCBI's taxonomy places the organism in Eukaryota, Viridiplantae, Streptophyta, Magnoliopsida, Poales, Poaceae. The coding region runs from base 699 to 1418 and encodes 239 amino acids. Gene Ontology annotation, molecular function: DNA-binding transcription factor activity; sequence-specific DNA binding. Gene Ontology annotation, cellular component: nucleus. The record is from RefSeq and is a predicted model, not a curated record. The transcript has a single exon.
UCGUACCACCAUAUGUAUUGCACUGCAGACACCAGCCAGAUACAUAUGUUCCCACGCCUGCCUGACCACGUGUCCCUACAGUGCACCACUGUAGCCGCCCUAGCUAAGCUCCAUCGCUCGACCUCGACCACAAUAAUGCGUUCAUCAUUCCCUUCCUAACUCCUCCAUACCAUACCGCGCAGACCAACGCCGGUCACACAGCUAGCAGCUACCCCAAGCUUCUUCAGUGACGCAACAGUAGCUGAUCGCCAGCGACGCCAUUGCUCUUAAUGCUGUGUGGCUCAAACUAGCCCUCACCCUCUCCUGCAAAGCCACUGGCAUAAUCUAUCAAACAAACCAACCAAAACACACACACACACGCACUAACUUCCAUCUUUAGAUCUGCUUCCUGUGGCAGCACACACGCCCCUUUCACCAUCGCCAACUUUUUCCCCUUCUUUCUCUAGCCUUUCUACCCCUUUUAAGCUUUGAUUCACACACACAAAGCUGUGAUAAUGGACGAGACACUCUCUUGAUCUGAAGAUCUGCUAGGUAGUCUCACAUGUGAGAAGAACCGAGCAGGAGGAAGAAGAAGAUCAAGAAGUAGCAGCAGUGACAGUAGCUCUAGAACUAGCUAGAUCUCUUUUGUUUUGAACGGACAAGAACUAGCUAGAUCUCGUAUCUCUCAUCACUAGGAAGCUUGUACAAGUAGUACACAGAUGUUACCAUACCGUAACCCUCACCAUUUCGGCAUCUCCCAAGAACCCCCACAGCAAAACCCUACUGGCUUCGUCAUGGUGCCGCCGGCAUCGCAUCUGGAUCAGCACUACGACCACUUCAUCCCCGGCCACGGCCAAUUCAACUCCGAGACCCUGGAGGCUGUGCUCCGACCGCCGCGCGCUGCUCCCGAGAGAGGUAGUGGUGGCGCCGACGGCCAAGGCCACGCCAGGGCGCGGAAGCGGCCGUUCCGGACGGACAGGCACAGCAAGAUCCGGACGGCACAGGGUGUCCGCGACCGCCGGAUGCGGCUGUCCCUCGACGUCGCCCGCGACUUCUUCGCUCUGCAGGACCGGCUCGGCUUCGACAAGGCCAGCAAGACGUUGGACUGGCUUCUCACCCAGUCCAAGCCGGCCAUCGACCGGCUCACCGAGUCCUCUCAGCGCAACGUCGGCUGCAGCGACGCUGUCUUGUCAUCCCCGCCGUCAUUUGCAGCUGCUGGAUCAGGGAAGGGGGGAGGGUUUGUGGAGAAGGUGGGGGGCAGAAAUGGCGGAUCAGUGUUCAUGGAGCACGGCUGCGAGCUCGAUCGCCUUGUGUCGGCCGCGCCGGUGCUUGGGGAGUACUACUACGACCUCGGCGAGAUGAUGACCAACAGCGGAGGAGAAGGCGACGACGACGGUGAGUAUGAGGAAGACGGUGAUUUCCUGGACGGUAUGCAAUAAUAUUAUUAGUACUAGCUUUUGCAUGGUUUCUACAUACUAGUAGCUGCUAGCAACUAAAUUAGGUCUUGA